Molecule: messenger RNA, 594 nt
Organism: Spinacia oleracea (spinach)
Lineage: Eukaryota; Viridiplantae; Streptophyta; Magnoliopsida; Caryophyllales; Amaranthaceae
Exons: 2
Coding region: 1-594 (197 amino acids)
Source: RefSeq, a predicted model, not a curated record
AUGGGUACCUUAAUUGCUUCAGUUUCCCCCAGACAUUCCAUUGUUGUGGCCAUGGUUGUUAUUGUUACCGCCUUGGUAACCUCUCUGGUGUCCACCAUUAUUUCAAUUAUUCCCUCCAUUCCAGUUAUGGUUAUUCCGGUUGUUGUUCUGACGGUUGUUCUGAGAGUUGUUCUGGUUAGGUUUCCCAUUCUUGGCCCAACAUUCAAAUUCCCUAUGGCCAGGCUUCUCACAGAACCUACAUAUCACUGGAUUCCCAUCACAAUCUUUCCCUGGGUGAUUACUACGGCAACGUCUGCACUCAUAAACUAUUGUUCCAUUUCCAUUGCCUCCAAACCGGUUCCUAUUGCCACUAUUGUUGUGGAAAUUGUUGUUUCGAUUUCCACUGCCAUUCCUUUUGAGCUGGAGCUGAUUGUUCCCCUUAUUCUUCUUAAAAUUAUUUUGGUUUUGUUGGUUACCACCCUGAUUCUAGUUCCCAACAUCUUUCCUCUUCUCACCAACUCCAUUAUUCCUUUGUUGGAGUCCAUACAGAUGGGAAGCUUUCCAAUACAAGGUAUCGAGAGAAGUAAAAGUCUCUCUAGCAAGCAUCAUUUGUAG